Messenger RNA from Capronia epimyces CBS 606.96, 1527 nucleotides. RefSeq lists its product as uncharacterized. Gene Ontology annotation, molecular function: heme binding; iron ion binding; oxidoreductase activity, acting on paired donors, with incorporation or reduction of molecular oxygen, reduced flavin or flavoprotein as one donor, and incorporation of one atom of oxygen. The coding region runs from base 1 to 1527 and encodes 508 amino acids. The transcript is spliced from 3 exons. The record is from RefSeq and is a predicted model, not a curated record. Lineage: Eukaryota; Fungi; Ascomycota; Eurotiomycetes; Chaetothyriales; Herpotrichiellaceae.
AUGUCUUCUCUUCCUCAUUUAUCCAUUCCAGCCAUCGUCUUUGCCUGUGUGGCGCUCUUUGCUGUGCAUCGGAUCUACUAUGAGAUAACCGUCGCUGCGUAUCGCCGGCGGCUAAUUCGCGAGAAUGGCUGCGAGCCCGUGUACUCGUACCCCCAUAAGGGUAUCAUGGGUAAGUUGAUCGGAUUGGACGUGAUCAGGGCCAAUGUGCAGGCGGCCAAAGAGGGUCGAGUGCUUGAAGACAUCCGCUUGAGAAACUGGGCCGACGGACGCAAGACGAUCAGGAUGAGGGUCUUGCGAAACCAUGUGUUUGUGACGAUUGAGCCCAAGAACGUCCAGGCCAUGCUGUCCACAAAGUUCAGCGACUUCGCUCUGGGCACAAGGAGAAAAGAAGUCUUCAUGCCCAUCUUCGGCCACGGCAUCUUUUCGACCGACGGCGAGGCCUGGGAAAGGUCUCGGGCUCUGGUCCGACCCAACUUCACCCGUCAACAGGUGGCCGACCUCGACAUGUUGGAAACCCACAUCGGCAAUCUCAUCGGCGCCAUCCCCCGCGACGGAAGCACGGUGGACUUGCAGGAACUUUUCUUCGGCUUGACCAUGGACUCGGCCACAGAGCUCCUCUUCGGAGAAUCCACCAAGACGCUGGCGCCAGGUCUGGAGACCAAAUCAGCCAGCGACUUCGUGAAAGCGUUUGUCUAUGUGACGGAGAAUGCAUCCAAAAACUUCAGAUCUGGAGGCUUGCUAGAAUACAUUCCAGACUCCAAAUGGCGCAAGAGUGUCAAGGUUAUCAACAAUUUCGCCGACCAGAUCAUCCACGACGCUUUAGAGCAAGCCGACACCGAGAAACCCUUAGAAAAUCGUCGCUACGUUUUCCUCCACGCCCUCCUCAAACAAACCCGAGAUCCCUACACCCUCCGGUCAGAAUUGCUCAACAUCCUCCUGGCCGGACGAGAUACCACGGCAAGUCUCCUGUCCAACACUUGGCACGUCCUUUCGAAACGGCCGGAUAUCUGGGCCAAGCUCAAGGUCGAGGUUGAAAACUUGGGCGGCGUGCCACCGGACUACAGCACGAUCAAGGAAAUGAAAUACCUCAAAUGGCUGUUGAAUGAAUCGCUACGCCUAAUGCCCGUUGUGCCGGGCAAUGGCCGCGAGGCGAUUAGGGACACGGUCCUUCCCCUAGGAGGUGGCCCUGAUGGCAGGUCCCCCAUGCUUGUGAAGAAAGGCGAAGAGGUGUUAUAUAGUCCGUGGUCGAUGCACAGGCGAGAAGAUUUCUACGGACCCGAUGCCCUAGAAUUCAGGCCAGAGCGAUGGGAGAGUCUGCGUCCGGGUUGGGAAUACCUGCCGUUCAAUGGCGGGCCGCGGAUCUGCGUUGGCCAGCAAUACGCUCUGCUCGAGGCCAGCUAUGUCACCAUCAGGCUGAUACAGACGUUUCCGAGGAUCGAAAGCCGAGACGAGCGCGAGUGGCGCGAAUGGCUGACCAUCACCCUGGCAAGCGGAGUUGGAUGUAAAGUGGCAUUGUUUGAGAAGUGA